Cherax quadricarinatus is the source of this 1256-nucleotide messenger RNA. The record is from RefSeq and is a predicted model, not a curated record. NCBI's taxonomy places the organism in Eukaryota, Metazoa, Arthropoda, Malacostraca, Decapoda, Parastacidae.
UGAAUUUGAUUAUGGAUGAGCACGUGGCAGGAGGUGCGGGCGUGCGCGGGCGUGUGCGGGCGUGUGGUGUUGACACUGAACCUGACUGGUAGACACAUGAGGAACCUCUGGUCACUCUCUACUUUCUCCCGCAGUGUACUGAACCAACUACGUCGUUGCUCACCCCAGCUGGUGCAGAUAAGGUGUAAGGGUGAGGAGCCAGGGUGGGGUAGUAAGAAACAUAUAGCUAAGCGCAGGAUCCAGCUCCAGACCCUCCAAGACACCAUGGAUCCCCAGGUGGAGCAGCAGCUGGCACCUCUCAGAGCCAGAUGUAAAGACCAGGGUGAUAUUGUCCGCCAAUUGAAGGAGAGUGGUGCACCGGAGGUCGAUGUUAAGCGUGAAGUACAAGAAUUAAAGAAUCGCAAAAAAGAACUUGAGGACAUGAUUCUGAGCCUCAGUCCAACAGACACAUUUGAUCGAGCCAAAAUGAAUGAUCUGAUCAAAAGACGCUUCUUUUAUGAUAUUUCAUUUGCCAUAUAUGGUGGCAUCACAGGACAGUACGACUUUGGACCAAUGGGUUGUGAUUUGGUGGACAACAUGCUUGCUGAAUGGCAAAAGCAUUUUGUGAUCCAGGAACGCAUGCUGAAGGUCAACUGCUCCAUCUUAACAUCAGAGGUAGUUUUGAAGGCUUCUGGACAUGUGGAUAAAUUUGCUGACUAUAUGGUUAAGGAUGUAAAGACUGGGGAAUGUUUCCGUUUAGACCAUCUCAUCAAACAGCACUUCGAAAAGAAGUUGUCAGAAAAGAAAACCUCACAGGAAGAGAGAGAGACAAUAAACCGCAAAAUCACUUUACUUGAUGGAAUGACAAUGGAAGAGAUGGACAGGAUAGUUAAGCAGUAUGACAUGAAGUCACCCUUGACUGGCAAUGACCUUUCAGAUGCUAUGGAGUUUAAUCUUAUGUUCCCUAUAUAUAUUGGACCCUCAGGUAAUCUAAAGGGGUACUUGAGACCAGAGACAGCUCAGGGAAUUUUUGUCAAUUUUAAACGGUUGCUGGAAUAUAAUCAGGGAAAGCUACCUUUUGCUUGUGCACAAGUAAGUGGCAAUGCGUAUCGUAAUGAAAUUUCACCGCGUUCUGGUCUUCUCAGGGUAAGAGAAUUUACAAUGGCCGAGAUUGAACACUUCUGUGAUCCUGACGACAAGACCCACAACAAGUUUGAUCAGGUUGCCAACACAGAAAUGAUGUUGUAUUCAGCAUGUGCACAGAUGGAUGGGGAAUC